AUGGAGAUAGUAGAGGUCGAUCCACGAUCAUUUUUACCUUCUGCGUUAUGUUUCGAGGCCAGGUAUUAUCAUGAUGAUCUUGGUCCUUUUACUUUCUUUGGAGUCAAUCAGAAUGGCUGCCCCUAUGUUGUCACUACCCAGAGGCUCAUUGAAGAAGGUCUGGCCGGUUCUCUAGAAGAUUGGAAUAGGUCUUUUGUCCUAAACCUCCAAAUCUCUAAUGUUUAG
Molecule: messenger RNA, 225 nt
Organism: Prunus armeniaca (apricot)
Lineage: Eukaryota; Viridiplantae; Streptophyta; Magnoliopsida; Rosales; Rosaceae
Source: the annotation of a GenBank genome assembly